Molecule: messenger RNA, 453 nt
Organism: Cadophora gregata
Lineage: Eukaryota; Fungi; Ascomycota; Leotiomycetes; Helotiales; Ploettnerulaceae
Exons: 1
Coding region: 1-453 (150 amino acids)
Source: RefSeq, a predicted model, not a curated record
AUGGCCUCUGCCAUCAUUGCCGCCUGCCUCCCAACCCUCAAACCCCUCGUUGCUAAGUGGUUCCCUCGCUAUUUUUCAGAGAAUUAUUACCUCAAAAACCAACCAUAUACCAAUCCUACAACUCAGCAACACCAGCAGCAAAUGCCCCGCGAUCGACGACGAGGUCGCUUAUCGCAAGAAAUCAACUAUAUCCUCUCACAUCAAACAAGAAGCGACGAUGCGGAGUUACAAAGAAGCCAAGCUACAAAUGAAGGCGAAGGGACGGCGAGGGAACGAGAAAUAUAUGAUACGGGUGAGAGUUUGUGCUCGCAUGAGUAUCGGAGGAAAUACUUUGAUCUGAAGGAUGGGAAGAUCGUGCAGAUCAAUGAAAGGUUCUCUGCGUUGAGCGGAAGCUUUUUAUCAGGGACUGGACACGAUUCCGAGAGUUCAAGUCAGGCAGACACUGCUGGUUAG